AUGGCUGCACGGUGCAGCCUUUUGGCCCUCCCAGCCUCUUCCAUCCCUUUGUCUCGAUCAGACGACUGCGCCGAUCUGGGUCAAGCAAACGAUACGAAUCUUGGUCACUCAGCAAUGGCUGCUCUGCAGCAGCACGUCGCCGCCGUAAAGCGUGCAUACUUCUCCCAGGAUGCCCAUGCCCUCCUUGCGGCCUUUCGCAUCGACCCGGGCACCUUUGGUGCGAUUCAGGCGGACCUGAAUAGAGACCCGAAUCGUGACCUUUCGGCAUGGGUCCUGGGCCAGAUCCCGGUAUCGGCUUCGCCGACCGACUCGGAACGCUUCCAAUCGCUGGUCGCCGACUUUCUCGCCUACGUUCGCGAUCAUGCUCCUCUAUCUUAUGCAUCAGCAGCUUCCCAGGCGCCAGCGAUGGCCGACUGGGAUCGCGCAUACGAUGCUUGGGCUCUCGUCUACUCUCGCGCCUCGGCCUUCUUCUCGUUGCCCGAUACAGUUUGGUUCGCUUCGAGCCUGCGCUUCUUCGCAUCUAGUCUGGUCACUCUCGCUAUGGCUGUCGACCACCGCACGGAUGCCGUUCAGAAGCGCAAAACCACCGAUGCUGCCGGUAGACUUUCCAAAGCAGCCGGAAUGGCCGGUAACGACCGAUCCCAAGCUCGAGGCUCCGAGACCAAGCGUGCCGCCGUGCUAAUGCUUGCCAACCUCAGCUUCAAAGCUUAUUUCAAGCUCAACAACACUCGACUCUGCGAGACCGUCCUGGGCAGCGUCGAGAAUGCGCUCAAGCUCAACCGCACCUUUGCCGCCAACAAUGGUCAGAACGACGAAUCGGGCGAACAGUGCUACUCGAGGGCAGACCGAGUCACCUAUCGCUACUACCUUGGUCGCCUGCGACUGUUCCAGCACAACAUCAGAGCCGCAUCGACGCAUCUGCGAUGGGCCUUUGACAACUGCACGCUGAGAAACCUGAGGAACAAGAGGGCCAUUUUGAUCCCGCUCGUCGCGACCUAUCUCAUCCUGGGCCGAUACCCCGAGCCUGCGCUCCUCGAGGCUUCGAAUCUCUCGCAAACAUACGGCGCACUGAUGUUCUAUCUCAAGAACGGCCAGGCGGCCGCUGCUAUGGACGAGCUGGAUCGACACAUGGACUGGCUGCGCUUCCGUGGUCUCUACCUCAUCCUGCGCGAGAAGCUGCAGAUCAGCCUUUGGCGCAAUCUGGCGCGAAGAUGCCUCGCCCUGUCGUACGGGCCCGCACAGGCUUCCUCGGCGCCUCCCACCCUUCGCGUCGACAUGCUCCUCUCGGCCGCGCGGCUGGCGUGGCGUGACCCUUCACUGCAGCCAUCGGACAUCGAGGCCAUUCUCGCCAGCCUCAUCGACCAGGGCUUCGUCAAAGGCUACAUUCUCCACUCCAAGGGUGUUCUUGUCCUGCAAAAGGGCCCGCACAUGGGCUUCCCACCAAUAUGGACAGUGUUCAAUCCGUAG
Messenger RNA from Moesziomyces antarcticus, 1467 nucleotides. Its product is annotated as COP9 signalosome complex subunit 12. NCBI's taxonomy places the organism in Eukaryota, Fungi, Basidiomycota, Ustilaginomycetes, Ustilaginales, Ustilaginaceae. The record is from RefSeq and is a predicted model, not a curated record. Gene Ontology annotation, cellular component: transcription export complex 2. Gene Ontology annotation, molecular function: RNA binding; double-stranded DNA binding. The coding region runs from base 1 to 1467 and encodes 488 amino acids. Gene Ontology annotation, biological process: transcription elongation by RNA polymerase II; poly(A)+ mRNA export from nucleus; post-transcriptional tethering of RNA polymerase II gene DNA at nuclear periphery. The transcript has 3 exons.